Molecule: messenger RNA, 951 nt
Organism: Mytilus trossulus (common blue mussel)
Lineage: Eukaryota; Metazoa; Mollusca; Bivalvia; Mytilida; Mytilidae
Exons: 4
Coding region: 1-771 (256 amino acids)
Source: RefSeq, a predicted model, not a curated record
AUGAGGACCAGAUGCAGAGGAAGGGGUCGUGGUGGGCUUUGCAGAGGUCGCAUAGUUAGUGUGGCGCCUGAGACUGAAACAACUAAUACACAAGAAACAAAUGAGCAAACACAAAAUAGUGAUACUGAACAGCCAGCUAAUACCAAUAAAGAGAAGCGCAAAAGAAGCAAGCCAUUAGAAAUACCACAAGAAAAGCAGGAUGAGGUGGCAGAUUGGUAUAGAGAAAACGAACCUCUAUACAACAAAGCUCAUUAUCAGUACAAAGAUACUGCUCUCAAAAAUACACGAUGGCAAGCAAAAGCUAAUGAGCUAGGGGUAGAGGAUUGGAAGACUCUCAGGACAUGGGUUGAGUCAAUGAGAUCUCAGCUCGGAAGACUGACACGAGAAGGCAAUAAAUCUGGUUCAGGCAGAAAAGAUGAUACUCAAAGAGACAAAUGGAUCAAAGAAAAAAUUGGCUUCUUGGGUCCACAUAUUGCCAGAAUAGAAACCAGAGGAGGAAUAAACCUGAAAGAGAAACUCAAGGCAAAAUACGGAACAGAUGCUUGCGUCGAUUCUCCCAGUGAACAUGAGGACGAAGAGGAAAGUCAAGAAGACGAUGAAAGAAGAUCGCAAUGUAAUCUUGAGGAGACGUCCAGCACAAUAGAUAUUCCCUCUCCUAUAGUUACAACAAAAACGAAAAAGAAAUACCAGAAGAUGCAAUCUCCAGUUGAAAAAGACAUCCAGGAAGCAAUAAAACAGUCUUCUGAAUUACAGAAACAAUAUUAUACGUAGAAGAAGGUAAUCAUGCGUAGUAAUACGCAUCGAUACGUAAUAAUGCCUAGAAUAACGUGAUGAAACCUAUUAAUGCGUACCAUAAAGCGUAAUAUACCGUACAAAAACCUAAUGCAACGUGGCAGAUACGUACUUAAACGUAAUAACACCUAGUGAUUAUAAUCAAAUACGUUUUAGAAC